This is a messenger RNA of Plectropomus leopardus (leopard coralgrouper), 1866 nucleotides long. The record is from RefSeq and is a predicted model, not a curated record. NCBI's taxonomy places the organism in Eukaryota, Metazoa, Chordata, Actinopteri, Perciformes, Serranidae.
AUGACGCAUAAAAUCAGCUUGUUGACUGGUGGCUGCAGCGGGGGGUGCGAGGCCGAGAUGUCUGCACUGAAAGGACGCGUGGCGCGACUGGAAAGAGAGAUGUCAGCCCUCAAAGAUAAAUGUCCAUGUUCUGCAAAUUGUCCAAAUGACUGUAGUGGCAAUGGAGAAUGUGAGAAGGGGAAAUGUAUUUGCCAACAGGGAUUCACAGGUCCAGACUGCAGUAAGUGUGCACAAGGAGCUGACUGUAACAGAAGUAAGUUUGAGUCUACACUAUUUGAAUACGGUAGCAUUGCUUGUAACCUCUAUUCUGCAAUUUCAGAAGCCGCCAAAGGAAAGGUCAAGGUAACUGUGGAAACAUUGACACGGCAAAUAUCAAAGAUUCACAGAGUAACUGCAAUUACAGGUCCUGAGCCAGCCACAGAGAUGGUUUUCAGCAAUGUGACAGAGUCCUCCCUCACUGUUUCCUGGUCCAAACCAAAGACCACAUUCUCAGGCUUUAGGGUCACAUACACCAACAUCAUCACAGGGGAGAGCCGCUUUGUGACCUUGGAGUCACAGCAUUCGUAUGUGGUUCUGUCCAAGCUGUCUGCUGGAACCUCCUACAUUAUCACUGUAACUACUACACACAGCAGAGCCCAGAGUGAUGCUAUAACUUCAGUUAUGACAACAGUACCUGCCCCUCCAACACAUCUCCAAGUUGUCAAUGUGACGGAUACCAGAGCUGUGCUGCAAUGGACACCGAGUCUGGGGAAAGUUGACCGCUUCAUCAUCAGCUAUGAAUCCUCCAAGACUCCUAAUGUGACAGUGACAGUGAUGCUGUCUGGAAACUCAGUGGAGCACCAGCUGAGAGGCCUGCAGAGAGGCACCCUGUACACAGUCAAAGUCCUGAGCCAGAAGGACAGUCUGCAGAGCAUGGCCAUCUCAACUACUUUUACUACAGCUCAAGUGGUUAAAGCCAAUGAAGUGGGUGCUCGCUCCGCAGUGAUCACAUGGAGAACUUCCACUGUUGUUUAUUACAGCUACAGGCUGAUCUAUCAGGUGGUAGGAGAGGAGGCAAAGGAGCUGAUCCUGGACCAGUCUAUCACAGAGUAUAAGCUGACAGGGCUGUUGCCAAUGUCACGUUAUAUUGUUCUGGUACAAGGCGAGAGAGAUGGACACUACACAUCUAUUGUCACCACAGAAUUCAUCACAGGCAAACUGCGUUUCCCCUUCCCCACUGAGUGCUCUCAGGAGCUACUGAACGGAGCUCUGGAGUCAGGAGAGGUGGAUAUCUACCCACAAGGAAAAGACGGACAAGCGUUCAGAGUCUACUGUGACAUGGAGACUGAUGGAGGCGGCUGGACAGUGUUCCAGAGGAGGACGAAUGGAAAGAUCGAUUUCUACAGAACCUGGAGUGAAUACAGAGCUGGCUUUGGAAACCUCAGCGAAGACUUCUGGAUUGGAAAUGAGCUUCUUCACAACCUGACCAGUGUCGGCCCUGUGAGUCUCAGAGUGGAUUUGCGAUCUGGUAACGAGACAGCUUACGCUCACUACGCCGACUUCUCCAUUGACUCAGAGGAGAGGCACUAUACUCUGACAGUGUCUGGCUACACCGGAACUGCAGGUGAUUCUAUGAGGUACCAUACUGGACGUCCAUUCUCAACCCGGGACAAGGACGCUGAUCCUCUGGGGAUCCACUGUGCCAGGGCCUACAUGGGAGGCUGGUGGUACAAGAACUGCUACAAGACCAACCUCAACGGUCUUUAUGGCAUCAACAGUAACAACCAGGGAAUAGUCUGGAUAGACUGGAAAGGUAAAGACUCCUCCAUUCCCUUCACCGAGAUGAAGUUCAGACCGUCCAGGUUCUCUCCUGCAACUCAUGGCUAA